GGAAUCGGUAACAAGACAACAAGCAACAGCAACAACCGUGUCGGCUCCUUCACGACCGCCCACAACAACAAGGACUGCCUUUCACAUAUAUCUUCAUCUCCACCCCUUCGCCACUUUCUUUUGUUCUUUACUGUCCUUUCGCUUUCACCCCCAUCACCGCCAGCCAUGCCUGAACAGGCCCCAGCACCCGCCGCUUCAAAGUCGAAACAUAGUCAUGCUGCAUCGACUGCGCAACCUGCACCUCGCAAAGUGCGCUUUAACGUUGGUGAGCAGUCAUCCGUUGCACUGUUUCUCGCUACGAGAGUGUCAGGCAGCAUAUGAGGUGGUAGUUGAGAAGAUCGGUGAAUGGAGGGAAGAGGGGGACCCUGCAAAACACCCGAGGCUAGCACCGACGAGCACGAUAUGGGCUCGCCUGGGUUCUUAUGUUAAUUGUUGUUGUUAGGCACACAAUACCAGGUCCUCGAUGUCGUAGGAGAAGGUGCUUAUGGUAUCGUUUGCUCUGCCGUCCACCGACCAAGCGGUCGCAAGGUUGCCAUCAAGAAGAUUGCUCCAUUCGACCACUCAAUGUUCUGUUUACGAACACUGCGAGAGCUCAAGUUACUUAAGUUCUUGAGCGAGGCCGGUGUCAGCGAGAAUAUCAUUUCAAUCCUAGAUAUCAUCAAGCCUCCCUCAAUAGAACAGUUCAAAGAGGUGUACUUGAUCCAAGAACUCAUGGAAACUGAUAUGCACCGUGUGAUUCGUACCCAAGAUCUCUCAGACGACCACGCCCAAUACUUCAUCUAUCAAACUUUGCGAGCACUCAAGGCACUGCAUUCGGCCGACGUGAUCCAUCGGGAUCUUAAGCCAUCCAACUUGUUGCUUAACGCGAAUUGUGACUUGAAGGUCUGCGACUUUGGCUUGGCUAGAAGCGUGAAGACGGCAGAGCCGUCGGGUACGGAAACAGGUUUCAUGACUGAGUAUGUUGCGACGAGAUGGUACCGUGCGCCGGAAAUCAUGUUGACCUUCAAGCAGUACACUAAGGCUAUCGAUAUCUGGUCGGUAGGGUGCAUUCUCGCAGAGAUGCUUUCGGGCAAGCCACUCUUCCCCGGGCGGGACUAUCACCACCAGCUUACUCUCAUUCUCGACGUACUCGGGACACCUACUUUGGAUGAAUUCUAUGCUAUCACGACUAGGCGUUCACGAGAUUACAUUCGUGCUUUGCCAUUCCGCAAGAAGAAGCCAUUUGCGACGUUGUUCCCAAAUGCUAAUCCGCUGGCGGUAGACUUUUUGACGAAGAGCCUGACUUUUGAUCCCAAGAAACGUAUCACUGUUGAGGAGGCGCUUGCACAUCCAUAUCUCGAAGCCUAUCACGACCCUGACGAUGAACCAUGUGCACCUCCCCUCGACCCCGAAUUCUUCGAGUUCGAUCUCCACAAAGAUGAUAUCAGCCGUGAACAACUCAAGGAACUGCUCUACGAAGAGAUCAUGUCUUUCCGACCUCCGCCUCUCACAUAAACGUCGUCGUCCCUCGCCAAGGCUCACAUUUCAUUUGAUCUCGUCAAUGAUACCAACAUCAUACAUCAUACACCAUAUAUAUCGACAUCCAUCCCAUCUCCUUGGCGUUCGUGAAGUGAAUUUUUUUGACUGCAUCUGGAAUGUAUUUUUAUGUACCACCAAACCAUCGAACCCAUGGAUCGUUUCUUGCAUUCGGCGAGCGAUGUUGGAUGGAGGAUGGGAGAAUGGGGGGGGGGGCUUGGAAGACACGUCACAAGGGCAAGCACAGAAUGGGUGGUUCAAGAGAGUGGGUUGGGAACAAGGAUUACUUGGGUUAUGCAUUGCGUAUUUCGCACUUGCUGUUUGAUUCGCUUCACGACCGUGCCAGCUGCUUGUAGUAUUCCUAAGUUUGACGUAAAAUUCGCGUGUGUGAUGAAGUUC
This is a messenger RNA of Somion occarium, 1914 nucleotides long. NCBI's taxonomy places the organism in Eukaryota, Fungi, Basidiomycota, Agaricomycetes, Polyporales, Cerrenaceae. The record is from the annotation of a GenBank genome assembly.